This is a messenger RNA of Ostreobium quekettii, 378 nucleotides long. The record is from the annotation of a GenBank genome assembly. Lineage: Eukaryota; Viridiplantae; Chlorophyta; Ulvophyceae; Bryopsidales; Ostreobiaceae.
AUGCCCCUGCGGGUGGAUGUGCUGUGCCAGUGGCGUGCUUCAGCCAGGGGAGCGACAGUUCAUUCCUCCGGCAGUUUACUGCUGUGGUGCACGAGUCGAUCGGAAUGGGCUGGCCGAUCCAGAUUGGUGCACCCAAACAUGCUAGGAGUUGGUGGUUUGGUUCGUUUCCUUGAAGACAUGCUCUCUGACCCCAUGCAUAAGCUGCAAGCGUUGGUUUUGGUGACAUGCGUGAGACCUGUGGGUGUCAUAGGCAUUGGUGGCAAAGGAUGUUCCCCAUUCUCUGGGAUUGUAGACAUGUUGUAUAUUCGAGUUUUGUCUCCCUGUUGUCUUGUACAAGACAUGUCAUAUGUGCUGUGGUUGAUGAAACCCAUUCCAUAG